UGGUGCAACACAUUCAUCUCGUUUUAUUCCACUCAAAUAAACAAAAAAUAAAAAUAACCGUUUUUCAUUUUUAUUAUUGAAAUUUUUCAUCUUGUAACAACAUCAUAUUUAAGAUGAAUAAAAUAUAAAAAAGAAACUUUUUUAAAAUAGAUUGAAACAACAAUUUUGUUAAAUAAUGAGUUUUGUUCUUCUUAUCGUUAUCAAUAUUUAAUUGAUUAAAAGCUAAGCUGAUAUUAACCAUAAGCAUAUAUAUCUCGAUGUAUGAGAGACAAAUAAAAGGUAAAUUAAUUCUCUAUUUAUGUUAAUAUAUUGUAUUACAUGAAAUAUUUAAUUCAUAUUGAAAUAUUCAAAAAUGCAUAAAUAAAUUUUGAUCAAAAAUUAUUUAAUUAUAUUUAAAUAAUGAAUAUAAGAGUUGCAUCAAGAAUUUUAUCUUAUUGACAAAUAUAUUUUUGAUAAAUAAAUAAUCGUUUGACCUAUUCAUAACUAUUUCUUCCGAUUUAAUUAUCUAUUGUUUUUUUAAUAUUAAUCAAUUAUAUUUAUUCAUGUAAUCAUUUUUCUUUAAUUCAUCAUUUGUGGAGUCUCUUUAGGAGGUAUCAUCUAUAUUAUAGCUUUAAAUGAGUUUAUUUAAGAUACAACUAAAUGAAAUGGCAAAAAUAAAGUACAUAGAGAAACAAAAAAAGAAAUUUUUCUCAAGAUUCAAAUUGUUCAGUUCUAUCUACCAAACUGAGUUUUGAAUAUUCGCAUGCUAACAGAACUUCACUACUUACGUCUUAUUAAGUUUGACUAACAAAAAAACAAUAUUCUUCAGUGUCAAUAGAAUUAACCUUAGUACAUACGAAGAUUAGGCUUCUUCGUCAUAGAGAAGACUCUUAAACUUCAAUCCAUUGUGAAGACUAACUUUUGAAACUAAUAAGAAAAGUUUUGUGGAAAAAAAUAUCAAGACACAUUUUUUUAACAUUCAAACAUCUGAUCUAAUCGAACUUUUUUUAUGUUUGAAUGCAUAAAGUUUAGAAAUUAAAAUUGUUUAAUAUAGUUAAAAGUUUUUAAUUUUGAUUUAUCAUAAUAAAAUUUCAAUACGAAAGUACAAUCAAAAUGUCAUUGCAACAUAAUUUUUCUGUAUUUUUCAUUGGAGAGUUUUCGACAUCGUAUGUACUAAUAAACUCAUUAUAGUUAUGUUCUAUUUAUAUUAUCGAUUAAAAGCUCUGUUUAUGAUUACAUUUUUUCUGUUAAAAAUAUAAAUUUCUUGAAAAUUAUGAAUUAAAAAACAAACAUUGGAUCAAGAAAUCGUUUGUAGAGUAAAUGAUAAUUAUUCAAAAUAUUCGAUAGUUAAAGCCGACUCAUUUAUUUUUUCUUUCUCGAAAUCAUAUAUUUUGUUUACGUCUUGUAUAAAUAUUAAUCGUCAAAUAACUGUUUUCAAGAGCUAGAAAGAUAGUUUGAGAUGAGUUUAAAGAGUACUCUCAUACGUCAUAAAUUCAUUAGAUAAAAAAGAAUCUUUACUUCACUAUAUGUACUCUCUACAUUUUACUCUUGCAUUAUCCAAUAUUUUCUUGUUAAAAAAAAAAUAAGUAUCGACAUGUUUCUAAAGACUUUUACAUUGUUGAUUAGUUUAUAAUUAAUUCUAUACUUGUAAAAAUAAAACUUAUAACGAUGAAUGAGGCAGAGAAGUGUCUGCUUUAAGAGUUUUUUAUGUAGAUUCCGUUUGUAUUCCUUUACGAAAAGCAAUAAUGUAUUGGUAAUAUUGAGAAUAGACAAGUCACGAUAUUCUAUAUGUGACACAAUCGAUGAAUUGUACUCUCGAAAUGAAUCAACUCUUUAUAAAAGUGAAUAUCACGUAAAAAAAAACAAGAUAUUGGCACCGAUUAAUAAAAUCAAAAAACAGAGCGAAUUUUAAAAAUCGAGUACAAAACUUUGAGAUUUUACAUCUAUGAAUUUACAUCGUUAAUUAUUCAUAUACUCUAGAGAUAGGAUCGAUCUAUAUUUGAAAAAGACUUUUUUUUUUCAUAUUUGAUUUGUUAGUUUUGUGUGUUCUUUUUUUGGCGCAAUAGACGAGAAAAAAAAUGGCUAAUAUAAUAAUUCGCAUAUUAUCAUUGAUAUUUCUAAUUAUAUUUGCUUAUCCAUUAACAUUAUUAUUACAUCCAUGGUGGAUAUUAAUGCAACCAUUAGGUGCAUAUGAUCUUUUUUCAAAUAUGAUUAAUGAAUUAACAACUAUAAUGCAUUUACCUGAAAAUCUUUCCUUAUCAAUACAAACUGGUCAAUGGUGGUGGCAAUUAUAA
Molecule: messenger RNA, 2273 nt
Organism: Rotaria sp. Silwood1
Lineage: Eukaryota; Metazoa; Rotifera; Eurotatoria; Philodinida; Philodinidae
Source: the annotation of a GenBank genome assembly